GUUCCCAGAUCUCCUCAUUCUGUGAUUAAGAACGCCUUGCUUGUUGUAUGGAGGUUUUGUUUUGAUACUCGCUAACUCCUUGUCUUACUGACUAAAUGGUGUAAAUGAGUACUUUUAGGACUGCCUACCUUGGUAAAAGGUAUUUAGUUUUCUGCACUCAAGGAACACGAUGGCUCCGCUCAUUUACCGUUGAGUGUUCCCGGGCACGUUCGCCAUGGGAUCGUUUUGUUCUCCCUUCGCGUUUUGGCGGGGUCACUUUAUCAAGGUGUUUUUCUAAACACAGCAAAGACACUUCAGCUUCACACGAUGAGGAUGAAGAUCACCCAGAGAGCACGGAAAUUUUGCAGACGCUUCGAGCUGACCACCACUACCACCACGACAAAUACGCGGGGAAACUACACGAAGUUUUCGUCUUGGAACCCAAUUUUAAAUGGGGAAAGAAUCGCUUUCGGAAUGUUACAAACGAGCACAGGUUGGAUGAGGCGUGUGCCCUAGUCGAGUCGAUAGAAAACUGGAAGGUUGUGGGUAAAAGUAUAGAAUCCGUCAGAAAAAUGGAUGGAAAGACGUUUUUCGGAAAAGGAAAGAUCGAGGAGUUGACUGAGAAAUUCCAAGAAAUGAGAGAGUCGUCUACGCCACUUGAGAGUGUUUUUAUCGAUGUAGCUAGGCUUAACACAAGGCAACACAAGGAACUGGAAGACCUUUGGAAUGUCAAGAUAUUUGACAGGUUUGGUAUAGUGCUACAAAUAUUCAAGGAAAGGGCCAAAACUGCAGAGGCCAAGAUUCAAGUGGAAUUAGCAGAGCUGCCCUACAUCAGGUCAAGACUAGCACACGCAGGUGAAAAUACUGGUGGAAGUUAUGACCAGCAGAGAGGUGGAACACACACCAGAGGAGGAUCUGGAGAAACACUCCUUGAGAAACAAAAGAGGAUCAUAGCUGAACGAGAACGAAAGCUAAAAAAGAAGCUAGAUGUUAUCAAAAAGCAACGUGAACAAGUCAGACAUCAUCGACAUAAAAGGCAUGUGCCAACUGUUGCAGUGGUAGGGUACACCAAUGCAGGUAAGACAACCCUCAUAAAAGCAUUGACAGAUGAAGCCAAGAUGCAGCCCGAAGACAGACUUUUUGCGACACUUGAUGUGACGGCUCACCCAGGCAAACUCCCAUCAGGGAUGGUAGUACUGUUUCUUGACACUGUGGGAUUUGUUUCUGAUCUUCCUCCGGAACUUGUUGAGUCAUUUUCUGCAACAUUAGAAGAUAUUACAGAUUCGGUAGGUUUUCUGAUCAGAUCAAUUGCUCAGAUUUUUGAUCUAACAACUACUGAGUACAUGUAGGUAGCUUCUAAAGUGAUCCAGCUAAAAUUAAAUUAGAUUACACAAAGCAUUUAAUAAUGUUGUAAUAAAAAGUAUUUCUUCAUGCCCUAAUUAAUUGCUGGACAAUUGAUAAGUUAUGUACAGCGUGCAUGUAACAGUCACGCAUAAAGUUCUUGAGGGCCAUGCAAAAUUCAAGUGAAAGUGAAUUUGACUUACCUACAUGUAGUGAUACUUGUACCUGUAGGCAAGGAAUUCCAAA
Orbicella faveolata is the source of this 1566-nucleotide messenger RNA. RefSeq names its product putative GTP-binding protein 6. Lineage: Eukaryota; Metazoa; Cnidaria; Anthozoa; Scleractinia; Merulinidae. Gene Ontology annotation, cellular component: cytoplasm. The record is from RefSeq and is a predicted model, not a curated record. Gene Ontology annotation, molecular function: ribosome binding; GTP binding.